CUGUCUCCUGCUGAGCUCCUCACUGAGGCUCCAUCCAUCAGAGGAGACACAUGUCCACUGAGAGCUGUCUGUCUCUCCGCCUGUCUGUCUCUCUCUCCACCUGUCUGUCUGUGGACCAGCAGCACCAUGGAGGACAGGUGCUGGCUCCUGCUCUGGGUGUGUGUGUGCUGUGUGUGUCCGACCUGCUGCUGGCACGAUCUGGAUAACAGCGAGUACGACUGCUGGCCCCUGGACAAACCCAACGAGUACAACAUGAUGGACUGUGGAGGGUUAGAGAUGGCGUGGCUGCUUCGUCCUCCGGAGACGGUGAAGAGCGGCGAGGUUUUCAGCGUCUCGUACUCGGUGACGGCCGGAGACGCUUUCUACCACUGGGCGGUGGAGAACCACAUCUUCACCCACAGUGCAAUAGUGGACGCUGAAGCGGCCCGGAGGUUCUGCGAACACAUCGACUGCCCGACUAACUGGAAAGACGCUGACGGAGAGAACUGCUGCAUCCAUCACGCCAACAUCCACUCCUGCCCGCUGGGACACAUGACGGAGAGUAUCUGCGGCCCCUGGAUACCUGACGACGGGAAGAUCUUCACACACACCAUCUCGACCUCCGGGAAGAUGACCCAGACCAACUGGACCUCCAAGGUGGUUCUGGUUCAUCCCGGUUUAACCUCGCUCAUCGCUCACAUACGAGUCGGACGCAUGCAGGUCGCUCUCGAGGCCAAGAGCACUGUGGAGCCGGCUGUGGUGUGUGCUGAUGGUGUCUGUGAGGAGGGGGAGCUUUGUUCCACCUGUCCGGCAGACUGCGGCGAGUGCCCGACGACCCCCGCCACCAAAGUCACCAUCGGGCUGCCGCUCAGCCUGCUCUGCGUCUGCCUGGUUCUGACCGCCGUGUGGCUGAGGUACCAGAAGCAGAAGCUGUUGUGGGACGAGAGCUGGAUCAUCGACUUCUCCAAGAUAAAACAAGACCAGGAGGCCCGCCUGACGACGGGCAGCGUGAUGAGCGUGCCGGUGGGGAACAGCGACAGCAACACCAGCUGUGUGACCGCGCUCAGCUGCUACAACGGACAGCCAGGGACCAGGAAAACCCCGUUCACCUGCACCGGGAUAUAUGACGGCAGGACGGUGGCCAUCAAGAGGAUUCAAACCAAAACCUUCUCCCUGUCCAAAACCAUCAGACAGGAGGUCAAACAAGUCAGGGAGCUCGACCACCCGAACCUCUGCAAGUUCAUCGGCGGUUGCGUUGAGCCGCCGGAUGUUGCCAUAGUGACGGAGUACUGCCCCAAAGGAAGCCUUAACGACGUUCUGCUUAAUGAGGAGAUCCCACUCAACUGGGGCUUCAGGUUUUCCUUCGCCACAGACGUAGCGAGAGGCGUGUCGUACCUCCACCAACACAGAGUCUGUCACGGCCGCCUGAAGUCUGUGAACUGCGUGAUCGACGGCUGGGUCUGCAAGAUCACCGACUUCGGGUUGAGGAUGUAUCGCAGGGACGACGGGGCGGAGCCUCUCUCGUCCUAUCAGCAGAGGCUUCAGGAGGUCUACAUGCCGCCCGAGUUUCAUAACUCCAACGUGGAGCCCACGCUCGCUGGAGAUGUGUUCAGUUACUCCAUCAUCCUGCUGGAGAUAGCCACUCGCAGCGACCCCGUCCCAGUGGAGGAGUCGAGCCUGGAGAGCUCCUGGUGUCCCCCUCUGCCUGAGCUGAUCUCCAGUAAAGUGGACAACAGCUGUCCCUGCCCGGCGGACUACGUGGAGUUGAUCCGGAGAUGUCGCUCUCAGAACCCGGCCCACCGCCCGACCUUCGAGCAGAUCAAGAAGUUUGUCCACCGGAUCAACCCGAUCAAAGUCAGCCCAGUGGACAUGAUGAUGAACCUGAUGGAGAAGUACAGCAAACACCUGGAGGUGCUGGUGGCCGAGCGGACCCAGGACCUGACGCACGAGAAGCAGAAAACUGACCGACUGCUUUACAGUAUGCUUCCCAGGCAGGUGGCGGACGACCUGCGUCAGGGCAAACCCAUGAAGGCUCAGAGCUACGUCAGCGCCACUGUCUUCUUCAGUGAUAUCGUGGGCUUCACUCAGCUGUCCAGCAGCAGCACUCCCUACCAAGUGGUGGACUUCCUGAACAAACUCUACACGACAUUCGACGACAUCAUCGACAACUACGACGUCUACAAGGUGGAGACCAUCGGAGACGCCUACAUGGUGGUGUCGGGGGUCCCUCAGGAGAACGGGGUGCAGCAUGCAGCAGAGAUCAGCAGCAUGGCUCUGGAUCUGGUCGGGGUCUGCAGCUGCUUCAGGAUCCCCCACAAACCCAACACACUGCUGCAGAUACGGGCCGGGAUACACUCCGGUCCCGUGGUGGCGGGGGUUGUUGGGACGAAGAUGCCUCGGUACUGUUUGUUCGGGGACACGGUGAACACGGCGUCCCGGAUGGAGUCCACCAGCCUGGCAUUGAAGAUCCAGUGCAGCUCGGCAGCGUUUUACCUGCUGGAGGAGAUCGGAGGAUAUCUGCUCAGCUGCAGAGGAACGCUGAGCGUCAAGGGGAAAGGGGACAUGGUGACGUACUGGCUGGAGGGGAAGAAGAACACCCUGCUCUGUAGGGACGGGGGGGCGUCCAAACACACCAACGAAGAGGAGGAGGAGGAGGAGGAUGAGGAGCGGCUGUUCUCCUCCAUCCCGGGAUGUCUGCCCGACGACAGCCCGCAGCACACCUGAGGAACCGGGAAAUAAGUGAGAGGGUCAGUGAGGUGGGGGGGCAGAUGGUGGAGGGCUCUGAGGACCAGAGCGGGGGAGGAGUAACCGGGACAGAGAGUAGACGAUGUAAAUAACCCCCCCCAUGUGUUAGCCCGAGCCACAGCAGAGCCAAUCCUCAUCCUUCAGCACUGCAGCUGCUGCCUGCUUUCCCGGCAGAGUUUCUGUUGCUCUCCUACUCUGUCGCCCUUUAUGUGACUCCAUGUAUUCAGUAUGUACUCUGUCCCUUCCUUAUCCCUCUCUGAAAGAUAAUACACGAUGCCUUUAUUUAUAUUCCCAGGGAUAAAGUAUGUACUAUCAAUAAACACUUUAAUGAAAGUGGGUUUUUCUGUUUUCAUUCUAAUUCAACACGUGAAGAGCGCUCUAAAUAAAAUACCUUUUACAGAUUUAAAACACACAGAUUUAAAACACAGAUUUAAAACACACAGAUUUAAAACACACAGAUUUAAAACACACAGAUUUAAAACACA
Messenger RNA from Eleginops maclovinus (Patagonian blennie), 3209 nucleotides. RefSeq names its product atrial natriuretic peptide receptor 2-like. Gene Ontology annotation, cellular component: plasma membrane. Gene Ontology annotation, biological process: intracellular signal transduction; protein phosphorylation; receptor guanylyl cyclase signaling pathway. The record is from RefSeq and is a predicted model, not a curated record. NCBI's taxonomy places the organism in Eukaryota, Metazoa, Chordata, Actinopteri, Perciformes, Eleginopidae. Gene Ontology annotation, molecular function: ATP binding; adenylate cyclase activity; peptide receptor activity.